Molecule: messenger RNA, 1438 nt
Organism: Cloeon dipterum
Lineage: Eukaryota; Metazoa; Arthropoda; Insecta; Ephemeroptera; Baetidae
Exons: 5
Coding region: 206-1252 (348 amino acids)
Source: RefSeq, a predicted model, not a curated record
AAACGUUUUCAAAUUGGUACCGGUACAUAUAUGUACGAUUAAGAAAGCUUUUUUUCAUUCGCUCGUCCUGUUCUUGUUCUCGUCGCUGAUUGGUGCGGCUGCGGCACUGCGGCAGUCACAAAAUCACAGAGCAGUCAGAGCUCACAAUCAGAGCACAGUGUUGUGACACGAAUUGACAUAAUCCUGAGCGCACUGCGAAAUCGUUAUGUCGCUGUUUUCAUCUCCAGUCAAAACACCUGCUGGUGACACGGAUGGGGGCCCGCCGUGGACGCAGGAGCCUGAGUUGGUGACUGUUGAGCCCGAUUUAGUGUCAGUGGAGCCCGAGUCACAUCAUCAGGUGGUGCUGAGCACAUCCGAGGGCUGCAGCUGGGUCUCUGAAUGCCCGGCCCCGGUGCCUCUGCCCUGGUUCCUAGCCGACGAGAAACCCACGAGAUCGGACAACCAGGAUGCGGUGGCCGGAUCGUCCAAGGCAGACUUGGGCCAGACGAUCAGCAUGGCAAGACUGCGUGCGGCGGAAGGCCUUGCCGCGCUGCAGAAAACCUACAUCCACUUCCAGAAGAGCAGGGACGCGAUCGCUCGUGUGGAUGAGCCCGAAGUCGUCCUUGUCGAGGACGAGGAGCCGCAGCCGCUGCAGGAAAAGGUUGUCGAACAGCCCCAGCAGCCUGGUGACUCAGAUUUGGAGGUGGUGGAGGUCACCAUUGAUGAGCCGGUGGCGAAGAUCAACUACAAGGAGCCUGUGCAUCUGGAGACACGAAUGCCUGGCCCCUUACUCUCAGUCGACGACGACAAAAGCGGCGCGUGCAUCGUCCACAUCGAUAUCUACGGAUGCAAGUGGCAGACUCCCCAAGUUUUGGCCGGAGUUGGUGCAUUUUUCGCCUUUUGGCAUCCAUGCAACGUGAGCCGCGCGCUGGACUCUCGUGUGGAGUGGGACAAGGACGACGCGGCAGUCGUGGCCGCCAUCUUGGCCUGUCAACGUGCCAGAGCAGCAGGGCUGCACAAGUUGAGGAUCUGCACCAGCCACAAAAAAUUGAAAGGCCUGGUUAAGCGUCACCAGAGGCGCGCUGCGCCCAUCGGAAUCCAGACGCACCGGUCGCAGAGCAUGCGACUUGCCACUCUCGGCAUGCAGAUCGAGUGGACGGUCGUUUCUGCAAUCUCUGCAGGCCAAUGUUGCGCCUUCAAGCUCGCCUUCCAAGGAGCCCGCGACCAAGUUGGCCCCAUUUGGUUGACUGCCGAUCAGCAAGUAAUUUGCUAACUCUCAAUUUGAUGCGGAGUCUUCUUAAACUGUGUGCUACACAGAUAUACUUAAAUAAACGUUGUGAAAUCUUAAAAAAUUGACUUAAUAGAAACUAAUUUAAAUUUUACUUGGUAUACACCGAGAAAAAGAUGUUUUAAACCCUUCAAAUUAUGUAAGAAAUAUUUUCCAGUCUUUUUCUUGCAG